Aegilops tauschii subsp. strangulata is the source of this 849-nucleotide messenger RNA. The record is from RefSeq and is a predicted model, not a curated record. Lineage: Eukaryota; Viridiplantae; Streptophyta; Magnoliopsida; Poales; Poaceae.
AUGGCAGCGAAAAUCCGUCAUUCGACUCUUCUUCUUCUACUACUUGUAGUAGCUUUCUUCCUACCCCUGGUCUGUUCCACGGAGUUCGUCCACCUGUACUUCAAUUACACCAUCGACCCCUACACCAAGAACUACGCAGACUUGAAGAGAAUACUGGUGAGGAACCAGCCCGAGCUGCGAGUGCUGACGAGCAGGGCGUUGGCGUUGGUUGUAAUUCGAUCAUCCUCUCUGACUUGCUUUUUUUUAUUUACGGAAGGGGAUCUUCCCCAGGACAAGUGCGUCGUCGCCUUCGCCGACGACGAUAUCUCCGCCAUGGGCUUCAGGAACUCCACCGGGCACUGGCACUGCAUAGGAGGCUUCCGGUUCGCGGGCUGUACAGUUCUCCCCUUCGGGGAGAAUUACGGCGAGCUUCUAGGAGAGGGUGGCCACGUAAACCUCCCGUUGGUACCGCUCGGGAGGGAGGCGGCGAAAGAGGGAGUGCGCCUUCUGGCAAGCUACUCAUACUCCCCCGGCGGGGACCUUGGACCGGCUAAGCGAGGCAUGGCCAGGUUCAUCGUCAUGAUAGCCGAAGCAGCCCGUUUCCGGCCCAUCAGCAACAGGUUGGCGGAUCACUGGGAGGAAGAGACUUACAUGCUCGAGGUUGAGGCAAAUUUCUGUAUAAACUGGGGGAAAAUGUCGUUUUUACUUAUUGACUGGGAUAAAACAACCGGGCGUACAAGCUGGGGAAGGGGCCAUUACACAGCGGCUCAGGAGUUGGAGCGGGAAACAGGAAUUAAGAGCCAAGGAGAUGUUUUACGCGUCCUAGACCUGCUGGUGAGGCCAAGAUCAGGCUACACUGUCCCCAACUAA